AUCCACCAUUGAGGCUUUCAUUCGGCAAGGUCCUCAGGGCGCAAUGGGUGAGUCUCGCUCCCCUUCUCCUGCCGGCUCUCCCCCCAUGGUGCACCCAAAAGAUAUCGACCUCGAGUCCUCCCCUCCCCGCGAUCCUUCGCCGCCUCCCCGUGACCGCUCCCCGGAACCGCGCCGCGAGUCUCCAAAUGUUCGUGAAGACCGGGACGUAGAAAGGUCUCCUAGACGUGAAAGGUCUCACACGCGCUCUCCGGUGCGAAGGCCGCGGGACCCUUCACGGUCGGUAACUCCUGUCAGGCACAGCUCCCCGCCCCCUCGUAGGGCGCGCGAGAGGAGCAGAGAGAGGAGCAGGGAGCGCUAUCGGGAAAGGUCACCAGAGAGGAGCAGAUACAGGUCGCCAGACAGGGACAGGAGAAGGGACUACGACAGGAGCGAUCGUGGAAGGUCUCGUUCUCGGGAGCGAGGAAGAACAAGCGACCGGAAUCGUGGCAAAGGGGCUUACAGGCCAGGCAACACGGUCUUUGUGGCGGGCUUCAACUUCAUCACGACAGAAAAGGAUCUCGAUCGGAAGUUCUCCAAGUAUGGGCGGGUGGUGGACGUGCGGAUUGUGAAGGACAGGAGGAACGGGGAGUCCAAGGGUUUUGGUUUUGUCACCAUGGAGACGGACGAGGACGCUGAUGAAGCAGUGGACAAGCUGGAUCAAACCACGUGGAACGGUCGGGUGGUGCUUGUGGAAAAGGCGAAAAGCGACAAGCGCUGAUUGCGCCCUUGGUUUGGUCGCAAAGGCUUUGAAGAAAGAGGUUGGAUGCUCUGAUAUUGUUAGGUUGCUACGGUUUACUCUUUCAAGGUUCACUUCUCGCGUAGGUAUUUGUCGAAGUAGGGGUCUCAUCUCUCUGCGAUGGCAUCCCGAUUCGGUGGUUGUGAUGUCCGGCCAUCAUUCGUUAGCACGGGCACUUUUUGAACAUUCCUUCUCUUGCUAGUCUUUCAACUGCAGGGGGACAGACUUGAGGAGACCUUAAUGGCACUUCAUCCAUCUUCGUACCCACGUCUUCAUCUCCGUACCAUGCUGUACCAUUGUCUACCUGCGUUACGUGUACCCAUGCUCGAGUACCUUGCUCAAUUCGUACAACUCAAGUACCUCGUGUGGCAUUGGACCGAACCUUGGAUUGGGCUAGGCUCGAGUUCGUUGUACCUUCGCAACAGUGACGGUUUUCACGCCGCUUCACAAGGUAAAGUCCUUUCUUUCCGGCAAGAAGUUAUGGAGAUGCUAGGUCAAGGGCACAAUCCACUCAUGCACCCUGGUUGUGAUAUCGAAGCUGUACUUCCAAAAAGCGGUUGCCCGCAAACAAAGCUCUUGUCAGCUUCCUUGUGUUUGUGAUGUCGAUCAGGCUAUCCCAUUUGCUCGGAUCCGGGUGGACAAUUUCCUUUUCAUUCGGUAACUUUCUCUUAAAAGCGGGUUGAGUAUCUGACUCGGACCGUACGUACUUCUGGUGGGAGCAUUGGUCCAACCUUCGUUCAUCUUCGUCGUUCCAACAAUUAGCACGUUGAUUUACAGCAGAGUGCCCAACUCUGUGACGACACGGAUUAAGGGCUUUCUAAAAGCACGAGAUACGACCAACGUGUGUUUAGUGGAUGUGCCAAUGACAAGGGCUCAUCCUCGGACGUUUGUGGUGAUUCUUUGCAAAUCGGAGAUGAGGUGGCAACUUGUAACAUGUUGUACUUUAUCUCAUGCAUGUGUCUG
Klebsormidium nitens is the source of this 1738-nucleotide messenger RNA. The record is from the annotation of a GenBank genome assembly. NCBI's taxonomy places the organism in Eukaryota, Viridiplantae, Streptophyta, Klebsormidiophyceae, Klebsormidiales, Klebsormidiaceae.